UGAUUUAUUUUUUUCCUUUUACAGUGGUAACUGUUAAUGAUUACCUAGCUCAACGAGAUGCUGAGUGGAUGGGUCGUGUUCAUCGUUUCCUAGGUCUUUCCGUGGGUCUUAUCCAAAGGGGGAUGAAAGCUGAAGAAAGGAGAUUUAACUACAAAUGCGAUAUUACUUACACCAAUAAUUCGGAACUAGGUUUUGAUUAUCUCCGAGAUAAUCUUUCUGGAAGCAGCGAACAACUUGUGAUGAGAUGGCCCAAGCCAUUUAAUUUUGCAAUAGUUGAUGAAGUUGAUUCAGUCCUCAUUGAUGAAGGGAGAAAUCCUCUAUUGAUAAGUGGCGAGGCAAGUAAAGAUGCUGCACGAUAUCCAGUUGCUGCAAAAGUUGCUGAGCUGCUUGUACGGGACCUUCAUUACACUGUGGAGCUCAAGGAUAAUUCAGUGGAGUUGACUGAAGAGGGGAUUGCACUGGCUGAGAUGGCUCUAGAAACACAUGAUCUGUGGGAUGAAAAUGAUCCUUGGGCUAGAUUUGUUAUGAAUGCUUUGAAGGCUAAAGAGUUCUAUCGGCGGGAUGUCCAAUAUAUUGUUAGAAAUGGGAAGGCUCUCAUUAUCAAUGAGUUGACAGGGAGAGUUGAAGAGAAAAGGAGAUGGUCUGAGGGGAUUCAUCAAGCUGUAGAGGCCAAAGAAGGUGUCAAAAUUGAGGCUGAUUCAGUUGUUGUGGCACAAAUCACAUAUCAAUCACUAUUUAAGCUCUAUCCGAAGCUGUCAGGGAUGACUGGGACUGCAAAAACUGAAGAGAAAGAGUUCUUGAAAAUGUUCCAGAUUCCAGUUAUUGAAGUGCCAACAAAUCUGCCAAAUAUUCGCAAGGAUUUACCUAUCCAAGCUUUUGCGACUGCACGAGGUAAAUGGGAACAUGUUCGUGAAGAAGUUGAGAGUAUGUUUAGACAAGGUCGUCCUGUUUUAGUUGGUACCACUAGCAGAUGGGAAAAUGCCUACUAAGCAGCUGUCUUUAUAGCUCUGUCCAUUUUACAAUCAGAUCAGAGGGACAAAAUUCAAAAGUUGGAAAGGAGAAAGGGCACAAACGUUUUGGUAUGAGUCACAGCUAAAGGAUCCGCUACCUAGUCGAUUUAGUUUCUAGCCUUUGUGGGGAAGUAAGAAAACUAAUGCUUUGUUGAAGUAAUAAUUGUUCAUUCCGCAUCUGGAAGUACGAUACCAUAAAUGGCUCUUUUAAGUUCAGAAAGAGGGUAGAAGGAUCUCCAAGCCCCCAUUUUGUGUCUCUGUUUCUUGGUUUCGUCAGGUCAACUUGUCUCUUUAUUUGUGGAUGCAUUAGCUGUCAUUAAUUGGAAGGGAUGUGUAUCAAUCCCGAAGGUUGCAUCAUCCUGACUAAGCAACACUUUUUCCAUGCAAUGAUUGUUAAUUUGUAUGACUUCUCUUAGACUAGUAUCAUGGUAUUUCUGAAUAGUUUGGACUAAGUUCUACAUAACUCAUGUUCUAAAACUGGUGCAUGCAAAUUAGUAUUAAGCAACUUUGUUCUUUCUGGGUUGGAGUUUGUAAUUUGUUGCCAUGCUAAUUUUGAUAAAUACGGAUAAAGGUUCUCCAACAAGUCAAGCAAUUACUUCAUACAAUCCUUCACCUCAACAAUUUGGACUAGCUCUCCCCUCUGUUACAAGUUGGUUAAUUUGU
Molecule: messenger RNA, 1673 nt
Organism: Camellia sinensis
Lineage: Eukaryota; Viridiplantae; Streptophyta; Magnoliopsida; Ericales; Theaceae
Source: RefSeq, a predicted model, not a curated record